AUGGAGAAUUCCGACGAUUCAUCAUUGUCUUCGGAUCUUCCAAUACCAAAUGAAAUCUCAAUCAGCUGUUUUGCCUUGGUUCCAAGACGCUACUAUCCAGCACUAUCUCUUGUCUCCAAGCCCUUCUGUGAUCUCAUCUCUUCCCGUGAGCUUUGCGUCGCACGCUCACUCGAACAAGGCGCUGAAAAAGUUAUUUACGUCGCCUUGAGACUCCGCCUCGAAGAAACCCAUUGUUGGUACUCUCUCAACCAAAAGCCUUUCAAAGACGAAUCUGUUUUGGUUCCUAUACCUUCUUUCCCUCGUAUUCCUUUUUGGGGAUCUUCCGUGAUCGCUGUCGGUUACGAGAUGUACGUUUUUGGUGGAUGCGUCGAUGGAGAGCUUACCUCUAAUGCCUUCGUAGUCGACUGUCGGUUUCCGUGUCACACGUCUCGUUCUCUCCCGAGCAUGCGUGUGGCACGUGGCUGCGCGGCUACGGGUAUUAUAGACGGGAAGGUGUAUGUGAUGGGAGGGUGCGAGGCGCGUUCCGUUGAUUGGAUCGAAGUGUUCGAUCUCGAGACGAAGACUUGGGAGAGUGUUUCUGGUCCAUGGAAUGUGGAGUUAGAGAAGAGAUGGGAGAUUGAAACUGCGUUGAAUAGAGGAUGGAGGGUUGCUUCAUGCGUGAUCGACGACAUGUUGUACUCUUUUGGAGAGAAGAAUCAUAUUUACGUGUAUGAUCCGAGUACAAAGGUUUGGAGUGUUUUGAAAGGUGUGGAAGAUCUACAUGAGAAGUAUUUAUGGUCUAGGCUGGCGAAUUAUGGCGGUAAACUCGCGGUUUUGAUUAACGUUGGUGAUAAGGGGGUUACGGAGAUUAUCAGUACGGUGAUUGAAUUGGAAAGGCGCCAAGAAGGAGAGUUUUGGGGAAAGAUUUUGUCGUCUAAUCGUGCGCUUGCUUUAGACGUUUCAUCCAAGAUUGUCAAAUGUCUUACCGUAACCAUUUGA
Messenger RNA from Microthlaspi erraticum, 978 nucleotides. The record is from the annotation of a GenBank genome assembly. NCBI's taxonomy places the organism in Eukaryota, Viridiplantae, Streptophyta, Magnoliopsida, Brassicales, Brassicaceae.